Molecule: messenger RNA, 5104 nt
Organism: Nanorana parkeri
Lineage: Eukaryota; Metazoa; Chordata; Amphibia; Anura; Dicroglossidae
Gene: GLI2
Product: GLI family zinc finger 2
Exons: 15
Coding region: 112-4620 (1502 amino acids)
Biological process (GO): regulation of transcription by RNA polymerase II; smoothened signaling pathway
Cellular component (GO): nucleus
Molecular function (GO): RNA polymerase II cis-regulatory region sequence-specific DNA binding; DNA-binding transcription factor activity, RNA polymerase II-specific
Source: RefSeq, a predicted model, not a curated record
UGCUUAUGUUGGAUACUGGACUGCUCAGGGCUCUCUUGAAGAAUCACCCGUUACACCUGGCAGGAUCUGCCUGUACCCAGAGGCUCUGUCUCUGGAGUAUGAGCUGCUGACAUGGAGAGUUCGGGCCCAGUGAGCACAGCACACAAGAAGGAGACCAAAACGUCUGCGCUGGAUGGGAACGUUUUCUCGGAGGUUGGGAAGAAGGCGGCCGUGCACACCACUUCGGCAGGAGGUCCGGCUCAUCUCUUCCCAGCAUUCCACAGUCCUUUCCCUAUUGACAUCCGGCACCAAGAGGGCCGAUAUCACUACGACGGGCACGGAAUCCACGCCAUUCACGGCCCCCCAGGACUGAGCGGAAGCCCCGUCAUCUCUGACAUCUCCCUCAUCCGCCUGUCACCGCACCCGGUGAGCGCCACGGAUUUCGGCCACGCCCACCAUUAUGUGAACCCCCACAGGGAGCAUUACCUGCGGUCCAUCCACGGGAGCCCCACCCUCCCCAUGAUCUCAGCCGCCAGGGGACUCAGCCCCGCCGAAGUUGCCCACGAGCACUUGAAAGAAAGGGGCAUCUUCGGUAUUGCGCCACCUCCACCCGGCGUCAACCCCGCCGAUUACUAUCAUCAGAUGACCCUCCUAGCCAGUCACCCCAGUCCCUACGGAGAGCUGCUGCUGCAAGGUGGAGCCGUGGGCGCUGGCGGCCAUCUUCACGAUUACCUGGCGCCUAUGGACGUGUCGCGGUUCUCCAGCCCGCGGCUGACGCCGAGACUGAGCCGCAAGCGGGCGCUCUCCAUCUCCCCGUUGUCGGACGCCAGCAUUGACCUGCAGACUAUGAUCCGCACCUCGCCCAACUCGCUGGUGGCGUACAUCAAUAAUUCCAGGAGCAGCUCGGCAGCGAGCGGGUCCUAUGGGCACCUUUCGGCCGGGGCCAUCAGCCCCGCGUUCACCUUCCCCCACCCCAUCAACCCCAUGGCGUACCAGCAACUGCUCAGCCAGCAGCGAAGUCUCAGCUCCACCUUCGGACACACGCCGCUCAUCCAUCCAUCGCCCACGUUUACGUCACGUCAGCCCGGAUCCCUUCCCACCACCAUCCAGGCUCCGGCUCCGGCCAGCAAUGGCGGCUCUGCACACAGCGCCAGCCAGGUAAGAGAACGCCGAGCUUUUGACAUUUCUGUNAAUCAAGUCAUCCACAAACGCAGCAAAGUGAAGACGGAGGAUGAGGGACUCAUCAGAGACUCCCCCAGCCCCCCGGACCACCUGACGGAUCUGAAAGAAGAGCUGGACAGAGAGGAGUGUAAGCAGGAAGCGGAGGUCAUCUACGAGACGAACUGUCACUGGGACAGCUGCAGCAAGGAGGGAAACUAUUGUGAAUCUUCCUUAAAAAUACGUCAUUUCGAUGACUUUUACUCCAGCGCAUCCUUGCUGUUCCAUAUUCCAACACACAUCAAUAAUGAGCACAUCCACGGGGAGAAGAAGGAGUUUGUGUGUCGCUGGCAGGACUGCACCCGGGAACAGAAACCGUUUAAAGCGCAGUACAUGCUGGUGGUUCACAUGAGGCGCCACACUGGGGAAAAGCCGCAUAAAUGCACAUUUGAAGGCUGCUUCAAGGCUUAUUCCAGGCUGGAGAACCUCAAAACACAUUUGCGCUCCCACACAGGCGAGAAACCUUACGUGUGUGAACACGAGGGCUGCAACAAGGCCUUCUCCAACGCCUCCGACCGCGCGAAGCACCAGAACAGGACGCACUCCAAUGAGAAACCAUAUAUUUGUAAGAUUCCCGGAUGCACAAAGCGGUACACAGACCCCAGCUCCCUGAGGAAGCAUGUGAAGACCGUCCAUGGGCCCGAGGCCCACGUUACAAAAAAACAGCGCAACGACUACCUCCCAAAACCACGGGAGAACGGGGACAGCGAGGGCAGUAACAGGCUGCCCACGGAGCACACGGAGACAAACAAUGCCCCCAGGGGCCGGGAGGUCUCCUUCCAGACCAGGACCAUCAAGACUGAGGACAGCAUGAUGCAGCCCAGCCCUGGUGGUCAGUCGUCAUGCAGUAGUGAACCAUCUCCACUUGGCAAUGCCAACACUGACAGCGGAGUAGAGUUGAGCCUGCACGGAGAGGGGGGCCUGGAAGACCUCUUUGGCUUGGAGGACAGCGGCCCAGUGGUGGAUUCCACAGUCACAUCUGGUAUAUCGAUGGUCAGUUUGCAGCUUAGGAAACAAGGCGGCACCACGGUGCAGCGGCUGGAGCAGCUCAAGAAAGAGAAACUGAAGACGCUGAAGGAAUCGUGUGCAUUCAUAAACCCAACUCCACUUGCCAGGAACACCAAAUUUCCAGUCAUCUCUGGAAAUGGCUCUUUGUUCGAUAGCAGUGGUGUCCCAAGCGGUGUGAUGACCAACCCAAGAAUUUCAGACUUGACCCUUAAUGAUAUCACCAUGCUCAACCAGCUCAAUGAGAGGCGGGAUAGCGCAACAAGCACCAUAAGUUCUGCAUACACCAGCCGCCGCUCCUCAGGGAUCUCCCCAAAUUUCUCCAGCCGCCGGUCCAGCGAGGCAUCGCAGUUUGGAGGACGACAACACAACGGCAGCUCUGCGGACUCCUAUGAUCCCAUAUCUACAGAUGCAUCUAGAAGGUCUAGCGAUGCUAGCCAAUACAAUGGCUUGCCGACUCUUUUAAGCCUCACUCCUGCUCAGCAAUAUCGUUUAAAGGCUAAAUAUGCUGCGGCAACAGGUGGCCCUCCACCUACACCUCUCCCCAACAUGGAGAAAAUGAGCUUGAGAAACAAGAUGUCACUUCUGGAUGGGGCAGAAUUUUCCCUGCCAUCCUUCAGACAACACCCAGGCCCAAGACGAUACAGCGACGGUAUUGGUAACGGUCCGAUGCCGAUGUAUCCACAUGAGGUUCACGGGAACAACUCAAGAAGGGCCAGUGACCCAGUGAGGACCACUACAGGACUUGACACCCAGCAUCUGCCGAGGGUUCAACGUUUUCACAGCAUGAACAGUAUGAGCACACUGCAUCCUCCGCCAAUGAUGGACAGAAGAAAUGGCGCAGUUCCGCAGUAUACGCGCUCAGACGGAAGCCUUCACAGACACGUCUAUUCACCAAGGCCUCCCAGCAUUAGUGAGAAUGUCAUAAUGGAAGCUAUCUCGGCGGACAUAGACGUUCCAGGAGGCGAGGUUCUGGUUGAUGAUCUGGUUCUGCCAGAUGAUGUCGUACAGUACAUUAAAUCUCAAAACAGUACCCUUUCUUCCGAUUUCAAUAGCCAACCUCCAAAUUUCCAAAACAGUAUAAAGAAUUAUAGCCAGGCAACGCAGGCACAGUGUAGGAUAUCUGCAGCAAACGCAAGUACAAACUAUCCAGUAGUCGGGGAUACUCAGGGCUGUCCUAACAUGCAGAAAAAUAGUAUGCCAGUACAAUGGAAUGAAGUCAGCUCGGGUACUGUAGAUGUUGCGACCCAUAUGCCAAAACAGCCGCUUACGCAGGGGAACUUGGCAGUCGUAACACAGAAACAGAACUUUGGACAGUACCAGAGCUUCAGCCAGCAGCCGUUCCAGGCAAGACAAAGUAACCUGGCACAACAAGAACUGAUACAGAGGAAUGGCAGUGUUAAUGGUCAAAGAUUUAACUACAUACAGCAAAGGCAACAACAGAUGAACUCAUGCCAAAACACCAACUCUGAUUUCAACCAACCACUGAGUUAUAACCAGUCUCAGCACAUGUUGAGUACAAGGACUGUUAAUGAAGGUCAGUACCAACUCCCACCAUCCUGCAGUAACACUCUAAAUAAACCUGGGCUUCAUAUGCACUCUCCGCAGAGCACAAACUCCAUGAGUAACCAACACAUGGCACCGAACGGCAACCGUGAGGUGCCGCAUGGUGCAAACACUCAUCCAAACGCUCAAAAUUAUUCAAAUAACUUUCAUGUAAAUCAAGAGAACCUUCACAGAACAAAUUCCUACCCCAACCAGCCCCAACAGAAUAUGUUUCCCUCUCAGCACAGCAAUAUGGGCAUGCCUACACAACCAUUAAACAAUGCCAUGCUUCAGCCAAGACCUCCUCCUCAUCCUCCUAACAGGCCGAGGAGCAUACACUCGGGGCAUCAGCCAACUUACAUGAGGAGCCCACAGUCAGCGAGUGAGCAGAACCCAUGCCAACAAACAGCAGAGGCAACCCCAAAAAGAACCAAUGAGGAAGCUGAAUCUAAUGCUUGUAUGAAUAACAAAGACAAUGGUUUACUGUUUUACUCUGGGCAAAUACAAAUGUUUGAGCAAAAUGCCAAUUUCAGCACAGGUAUGGACUCUACAAUGAGGCAGGUCUCCACCAUGCCAUCUCCAGGUGUCAACCAAGUAACCAGCACUGUGGACUCACAAGGUCUAGAGCCUCCACCUUCCAUAGAUUUUGAUGCCAUCAUGGAUGAUGGGGAUCACUCCAGCCUCUUGUCAGGAACUCUGAGUCCGGGACUUAUCCAGAGCCUCUCUCAAAACUCAUCUCGCCUCACAACUCCCAGGAACUCGUUGACCUUCCCCUCCAUCCCCGCCGGGAUGAGCAAUAUGGCAAUUGGAGAUAUGAGCUCCAUGCUAUCCACAUUGGCCGAAGAGAGCAAAUUUCUGAACCUUAUGUCAUAACUUGAAGCACAAGUUGAGAAGACGGUGCACAGUGGAUUCUGUGGAUCCACCUAGGGAUAGACUUGCAGUUUUUUUUUUUUAUAAUAAGGACAACUUGCACUGCAGGACCAGAUAACUUGCCAUGCAAGUAGAAGGGACGGUAGCUGCGGUUCAAGCUCUGAACUGCUGACUCCAAGAAAAAGAAAAUAAACACAACACUAAAUGUAAUAAUUACAAAUAUGGAAACAAUCUUUCAGACUUUCUCAUGAAUUCAUUAAUUUAUAUUGCAUCUUUCUAGGUCAGCAUCGGCUUCCUCCAUAGUCCACAUCCUUGCAGAAUUCCCGGAGGAUGUGGCUUUUAAAUCCCCGAUAUAAACUUUUGAAAGAAAAGUUUCGCAAUUUUUAGUGGAGGAGCCGGGCGAACUUUUACAAUGCAGAAUAUUGCUCAGGCAUAGUCUUAUUUUCACUGCUGUAUCAAGCAAUAAGGAGUCCUAACUUCUGAGGAG